GAACGGAGAGAGAGAGAGAGAGAACGGGUGGAGGGUAGAGAACGGGAGAGAGCGUUCCGCCAUGCCGACGUCGUGGGAGAAAGACAGCGGGAAAGAGAACGCCAGAGAGCUUGCGCAAGCUUCGACCCGCCGCAGCUCCGAUCGGCGGACGGCGGUUAAGCCAGCCGCACGUUCCGAGUUUUCGUGCCAGCAGUCGACUCGCAGCCUGGCUUUCCAACUGGCACGUUGGAGUGCUUUCUCGUACUGUGCCCUCUCGUUCCCUCGUCUCGUCCCUCUCCUCUUCUCCCCCGCGGUCUCUCCUUUCCCCUCGUAAUUUCUCUUUAUCUCUCUUUAUCUGUCUCUCUUCUCUCUUUCUCUUUUUUCUCUUUAUAUAUCUCUCCAUUCUUUAUCCCCGAGUCUCAAUUCCACUCUCCGCGACAUGACGCGUUGAUGAUCUACGCGCUGCUGGAAGCAGCGGAAGCAGUGCUCGUUCGGGACUAAAAACCACCACCGCCGUGCCGGUGGUGGUCCAUCACGAGAUUCAAUUCCGAGCAGCAUCCUCCUCGAAGCGUCCUUCGGAGCUUUAUGUGCGUCAGUGCGCGGUUAAAAAUCGCGGGAGAAACUGUGCCAGGCGACGUCGUGGUCGAUACGUCAAGGACGACGAUGAUGUAAAUCCCGGUACGCAAACGGUUCGCUCGAAAAGUCGCCUGUCCUGAUGAGAGAGAAGAUGGCAUACUCGAGGGGACCCGCGUGGAGGAUGUCGCGUCGGUGAUUCCGAUCGGCAGCGAGAACUAUAGGCUCUCCGAGGAUCGUCGGAGAAAUUGGAGUAAUCAGGGAGCAUGAGAAUGUUAUGGUAAAGGUAGUUCUCGACGGGAGAGGCAAAUGGAGAUAAGAGGAGAGAAAGCGGAGGUAUUUUGACAGCCUCGGCACUUGUCCCGGGAAUGCCUCGAAUGCCUGUGCCGGUACUCCUCGGUAGCUGGGGCUGGGGAUUUUUCGCCAUAUUCCUCCUGCUUCUGGCCACCCCCAGUCCCGCUGCCAUUCGCAGAGCGGACCGAGGCCACUGCAACAAGACAGUGGACAUUUACGAAGAUGUGUCGAGCCCGGCGGUGACCCCAGCGAACUGGGGUAAGCCCCUCUCGUGCUGGUACCGUUUCCGUGCCUUUCGCGGAACGCCCCGGGACUGGAUUCUGCGGGUGCGCUUCAAGAAGUUUAAGGUCGGGGUGCUGGAGAACGCCACCACCUGCAGCGGCGGUUAUCUGCAGAUCAUAGACGGCAACACGAAGACCGAGGUGAGCAAUCGCAAGGACCCGGGGGUCUACUGCGGCGAGUCCGAGCAGCCGCAGACCUUCAUCAGCGAGACCAGUUUCGUGCGGGUGAUCUUCCACGCGGACAACUUCACCGAUCAGACGUACUUCAGCUUCGACUCGCGCGCCGAACCGCAGUUCGAGGUGUAUCUCAGAUACGGCCAGCACCCGGAGCUCUAUCCGAAUCGUCGCGGCGAGGUCGUGCCGGGCAGCUAUUGCGAGCGCGUCUUCAAGGACUGUCGACUGCAGACGUGCUACGUGCAGAGCCCGGCUUAUCCCGGCAUCUAUCCGCGCGCGUUGCACUGCAAGUAUCGCCUGAACACCCGGCUGCCCUUCAUCAAGCUCUACAUCGAGAACGAGGAGUUCAACAUCGACGGACAGCGAUGCGAGAACAUCAUGACGUGCCCGAUGCGGCCGAUCAGUUCCGGCUCGGAGCAUUGCCCGUACGAUUACAUACGCGUGUACGACGGUAAGAACGAGAGCAGCCCGGUGAUCGGCACCUUCUGCGGCAUGGGCAAAUUCCCGUACAGCAUCAUCGGCACCAGCGAGGAUCUUUACGUGGAGUUCGUGUCGUCGCCAGCCGGACCGUUGCUCAACACCGGAUUUCACUUCAACGUGGGCAACUGGCCCGGUCACGUGGAAACCGCGGGCGUGAAAAACGGCAGCUGCGACUGGCUGCUGAAUAGUGAGUCUCUCGUGAGCGGUAACGAGGGCAUUUUUCUCUCGGUCGCGCACUGGUACCCGCCGCACACCAGCUGCACGUAUCUGCUACGCGGUCGACCCGGCGAAAUCGCACGUCUCUAUUUCCCUAGCUUCCGCGUGAAUCGUAUCGAGUCGCCGAUCCAGCCUUACGACGGCGACUGCGGCGAGAGUCUGACGCUCUACGACGCCGACUGGCCGGACGACGCCCGGAUCAUCAAGACCUUCUGCGACACUUUCAGCAAACCGAUGGAGAAACACGAUUUCGUCUCGACGUCAAACGCGCUGUUCGUGCGAUUCGAAAGCAAGACCGGCAGUUAUUCCGGCAGCUCGCUCUAUUACUGGGCCCACUACGAUUUCUUCAACGCGACAAGAUUCGGCGAGCCGACGCCCGGUACCGAGUGCGACGAGGUCUUCGCCUCGUGGAAGACGCGCUCGGGUCGUCUACGAUCGCCGUUGAAUACCUUGGUUUACAAACGACCGGGAGACCCGCCCGCCGAUCUGUCCUGCACCUAUAGCUUCAUCACGGACAAACGGUUGUUCGCGCGCGUGAUUCUGGUGAUAGAGUCGAUCAACUUUAAGGAGCACCCGUACGCCCAGUGCGGCCACUGUUGGGACAGUCGGGUGGACCGGGUGAUAAUCCGGGAGCCUAAUCCGGAUGGGAUCAAGGGUCACUGCCUUUGUCGGACCAACAACAACGGCACUCCGGCGCCCACGACCUCGACGCCAGUAUCGCGACCGCCCGUCCUCAGGAUCGUCUCUCGGGGCGAAAGAUUGGAUCUGAAGCUUCAUGUGGACGGCGCGCACGCAGCAGCGAGCUACUUCAAGUGGCCCGCGCCGCUCUUCGAGGCGAGAUACGAGUUCGCGCACAGUCCCCUGUGCGGACCCGCGCUUCUGCCGCCUGCCACCGACGGCGAGAUCGAGUUUCCGCAUUACGAGGCGCUGGGAUACGUCACGCCGCCGAGAUCCAUCAAGUGUAUCUGGGAAUUACGGGUGAACCGCGAGCGCGAUCUCUGGCUGCACUUCGACAAGAUCAAGUUCGCGUCGCGCUCCUGCGAGGACGGCAAGCUCGAGAUCUUCCUGCCGGGGAACGUCGAGCCGUAUCUCGGUAUCUGCGGCGAGAAUGUCAGCUACGUGAGAGAGAUGCCAAUUAUUUCAGCGGCGCUCAUAGCACCGCCGAUGGAUCAUCAGGCGCCGAACGGUGACGUCGUCGAGGAAUCGCCUGCCGUGAUUAUACAGUUUACGGGGUCCAUGGCGCCGGCCCGGGCGGCCUUCAAGAUUGCCUGGACCGAGCUCUUUCAUUUACCAAGAGACGGAUCCGGAGCCCUCAACACCGGCAAAUUGGAGGACUGUGCCUUCCAGUGUCCCGGCGAUGCAGGCUGUAUCCCGUUAAGAUUGGUGUGCAAUGGCGUGGUGAACUGUCCCAGUCGCAUCUUGCCCUUGCCGGGUAUUCUGAAUGGCACCUUCUACGAGCCGGAUGACGAGUCAGUGGAGACGUGCGGCGGUCCUGUCAGCGGUAACGGCGGCGGUUUCGCCGGACCUGCCGGCUGGGCUGGCGCCGGCUUAGGCGCCGGCCUCGCUAUUCUCUUGGGUCUGGCGUGCUUCAUCGCCAUGUGCAGACUUUGUAGAAGACGAUCGCGCUCCAGGGACAUACACGUGCCCUAUUAGGAGGCGCGAUCGUGCCUCUGCGAGUAUAUGCACGAUCUCGGAGAAUGCAGAGGUCUAAGAGCUGAAUUUAUAAUCGUUUCUCGAGGAAUUAAGAUUGCUUCUUUAUACCCGUAUGCAUAUUUGUGUAUAUGCAUAUAGGUGUAUGAACAAGAAAUCUGUAUUUCUGGAGAGAGGCGUCUGCGCGGUGUUUUAAUUUUUUAAACGUCGCUUGGACGUCUUUAAGCCGGCUGCAUCAACGUUGCUCGACGUUGUUAAUUUCGGUUAAAUAAAUUUUCUUUCUCCGACUAUAUCAUAGGUAAGAUUAUAAUCUAGAGAUGAGUAGAGCGAAUCCCUGAGGCAAGGGAUUAUUUAACCCGUCGAGAGAUCGUUGGUGCAUUCGCGUUUAAGACCUCUGUGUUAUUUGAGAAAUGAUAGGAAAUGAUCGAGAAGCAUGCUCUUUCUCGAGAUUCAUCGAGGUGAAAGAGGUGUUAUUCCGUGCUGCUCCAAACGACGGGCCCGACAUUACAAAUAAUACUCUCAAUAUGAUGCUUUCGGGUCUAAUAAAUGUCGAGUUUGCUCAUUGAUUGCGAGAGGUUGACUCCCGGAUCUUUACUACUCUAUCGCGGUGUUCAAGUAUUACUAUACUGUCUGUCAAUGCCGAUCCCAUGUUCUGUCGGUCUUCUAUUUACACUCUUUGCGGAACACUAAUAGUCCAUACAUUAUCCUCCUCUUACAGCAACGACGAAGUUCUAACCGAAGCUGUAUUUACCACUGCCGCGUUAUACUCGUCGUAUUGUCAUCGCGUCUUCUCUACACACACUGCCAUAGACAUAUAGAACUUCAUACAUAGCCCUCGUCUCGAUCGUUCUCCAUAAUGUCGUUCGCGAGAAAGAUCGUAGAUUCGUGGUGAUCGGGUUAUUUCCGUCGCUGAUUGUACGAGCGGCGAUAGCUUCGUUUCUAGCGAUAGCAAGACACCCGCGAGAUGUGGGUAGCUUCAGCGACACGCGCCGAAGCAUUUUUAUAUUUUUAUUAUCUCGUUCCUCUAAUCUAAUUAUAGAAUCUCGUCAAUAAUCAGCAUCGAAGUCCGACAAUAAUGAGUUCGAAACGUUAGGAGGAAAGAAGAGAUAGAUUAGAUUAAGUUAGAUUAAGUUUUAAAUGAUUACUAUUGUUUUUUGAAAAUAUAUUAAGAUAAUUAAUAAUUAAAUAUUUCUAUAUUAUGAUAUAUUAAAUAUUUUUUGUAAUUAAUUAAUUAUGUCGUAUUGUAUCAUAUAUAUUUUAUACUGUAUUUAUUGUGGUUUAUUUGUCAGGCGGCAAUAUAUUGCUAUCGCUAGAAAAUCCGCGGAGGGUAGGCAUGAAUCCUCAUUUCCUUUGUCGCUCGUACGGAUGCAAAUCAGCGAGCCGAUCGUCGUAGAUUCCGACUUCGGGAUAUAGUCCUUAGCGGUUGCUCAAAGUUGUCCUGCUUCGUGAACUCUCGAGAGAAACUCGUCGCGAGCAAGAUACAAUUAAAUUGACUUAAAAUACAACAGAAAUGGCGGGAACGACGGAAAUCGAUAGUACAUCUAGUAAUUGUGGCUUCUGACGGGUCGUGACACGCCUUGUCGAUUUAACAUCUUGAGGUUCGGCGACGGUAUCGAAUAUAAUAUAUACACGUACACAUAUAUAUGUAUAUUACAUUCGAUAUAUAUAUAUAGGUAUAUAUAAUCGCUCUAGUGUGCACGUUGGAGAAAGAAAAAGAGAGGAGAAAUAGGAAGUGAGAAGAGUUAUGAUUCGCCGAUUCGCAAGAUGUCUGGACUCUAUGACACCGAAUGAGCGUGCCUACUAAAAUAUGCAGCUAUUAUGAUGCAUGUGAUCGUCGACAGUGCAAACAGUUUGUAUAUAAUAAGGCAAAGGUUAGAAGGAGGUUUGUAAAACCGAUCGCUUUUUAGAAAUAAACCGGUACGCUAGGUGAGACAGAGAAAUAAUAAAAUAAAAUAAAACAAAAGUAAAUAAAGAACGCCGGCUAUCGCAGCGAUAAGGGAUCCCGUUAAUUCGAUACUCGUUGGUUGGCCCUUCUCCACAGGGGGGGGAGGGGGGCUAUUAUAAUUAGGACAAGAAACAGACUCGGAAACUUGGCCCGCCGCCCCCGGCGGGGCUGCCGCGCUCUAGGAACGAUGUUUGUUUGUAUAUAGGGAAACAUUUAUGUAGGUUUAGCGACAAUCUCAAUAGCGGAUACACACAUCCACACGGAUGUCCACAUUCACACGACACGCACACCGACCGAGCGAUGCGGUAUUAAGCGCAUUAUUAACGAGCGCAGUUAUCUUUAAUCGACGGUAUAACGAUUAUCUUACUACGACAUGUAAUUGCGAUAAUAAUUAUUAUCAUGAUUACUAUAUUUUUUACUAAUAAAGAGCAUCCUUGGAGUCGAGGAAAAA
Messenger RNA from Temnothorax curvispinosus, 6043 nucleotides. RefSeq names its product cubilin-like. NCBI's taxonomy places the organism in Eukaryota, Metazoa, Arthropoda, Insecta, Hymenoptera, Formicidae. The transcript has 4 exons. The coding region runs from base 921 to 3650 and encodes 909 amino acids. Gene Ontology annotation, cellular component: plasma membrane. The record is from RefSeq and is a predicted model, not a curated record.